AUGUCUUACACGGCCGUCGCGCAAUCGAAGGCCCCCUGUCAUCCACUCUCCAGGUUUGGCAGGGUAGGGUCUACGGUCUCCGUCUUGCGUUCCGAGGUCGAGAGCGCUGAGAGCUCGCGCGACACGACACCCACCGCGGGGCUCGGCAGUUUGUCGAGCUCGGACGAAGAUGAGGAUUACAUUCCUGUGGAAACCUGCUGGGCAGGCGGUGUGCAGCUGGAGGUGGAGUGGGCUCCGUCGCGCUUCCAGUUCGAGUACGGCCAGUGUUUCGCACCUCCCACCGGCCUCCCAUCUCCCACAGCCCUUGCCUACCACGCCCACAAGAAGGUUAUAAAUCGCAUACUCUGCAUGGCGGACCGCGGAACCCGCCGAGUGUGCAGGACAUUGUGUCAUGCGGCCAAAGCAGCCAUCGACGCGGACCUCCUUAUCAUUCCGUCGCCAGUAUCGUAUCCUGCCAACUCAGACAUCAUUCACCGCAUUUUCCACUUUGCGAAUCACGAAACGCGCAUCAUGUGUCGCCUCCUCUGCCGGCAGAUCAAGGCGCGACUAGACCGCGAGAUGGCGUUGUCGAUUGUGCUGACCAGCAUAGCUAUAGAGGAAAAGUUGUGCCUUCAUCUGUCCGCGGAGGGCAAGCGACGUAUUCCUGGUCUUCCACCGCAGAGCUACGACGCGUGGGACGCAUGGGACACUGGGCGCGCCUACGUCAACCCAGCAAUCCUGCGGCACACGCGCACACUGACGUUUGCGAGCAACUUGGGCGACAUCACCAUCGGUACUGAGGAGUUGGGCAGUGUCAACAUCGGUCUCCUCGCUCCGUACCUGCAAGUGCACACGGUGCGCGACACGUAUCCAGGCAGCCAGUGGCGCCACCCAAUAUCGUGCAUAAAGUACGUGACGCUUACACUUAUCAACACUCAAGUGUUGACCGGAGUCCCCCAGACUCCCGAUGGCGUGCGCGAUCGUGUUUUCAACAUCUCGUGCCCGCGAAACUCGCACCUACGCUACCGCAGCGUGUUCCGCUCCCUAUGUCUAUCCGACAGCGUGCGCCGUGCUGUCAUCAUCCUGCACUUCCCAUCGGUCGUCACUGCUUCGAGCUUCCAUGACCUCGCGCUUGCCGAGUCUGUCGGCGUGCUCAACCUUGUAGCAGAGGAGAUCAUCACAUCCAGCCGCGUGCACUACACCAUUGUCGGCACCGAUACCGUGCCGGCCACUGUGCUCGGCUUUGAGACACGCGAUCCCAUUCCCCGGCCCCAGCUCGAGUACGAGCUGUACCAGCGCAUCCUACCGCGCGACCACACGUUUGAGCAGUACCAGCGCCUCAAGAAGCGGGUGAGGUUUAUCUCGCUUGCAGAGUACCGCGCGGAGGUUGGCGAGAAGGAAUUCGCGGAGGACUUCAUCGCCCCUCCGCGGUAG
This is a messenger RNA of Cutaneotrichosporon oleaginosum, 1413 nucleotides long. RefSeq lists its product as uncharacterized. Lineage: Eukaryota; Fungi; Basidiomycota; Tremellomycetes; Trichosporonales; Trichosporonaceae. The record is from RefSeq and is a predicted model, not a curated record.